Messenger RNA from Myotis lucifugus (little brown bat), 2664 nucleotides. It is a transcript of the gene CDCA5, whose product is annotated as cell division cycle associated 5. Bases 121 to 861 code for a protein of 246 amino acids. The record is from RefSeq and is a predicted model, not a curated record. NCBI's taxonomy places the organism in Eukaryota, Metazoa, Chordata, Mammalia, Chiroptera, Vespertilionidae. The transcript is spliced from 6 exons.
CACUUCCGCUUCCUCACGGGCGAGGCGGGUAGUUCGAACGUUUCUCCUUCGAAGGAGCCUGGCGGUUGGCGCGAGCCCCACCACCCUCGGUGGCGGCGCGGCGAAGGUCGAGACCAAGAUAUGUCCGAGAGGCGGACGCGGUCCGGCGGGGCCGCCCAGGGCUCCGGGCGAAGGGCCUCACCUCCUACUCAGUCUCUGCGGAGGUCCCAGCGGAAAUCAGGCUCUGAUAUUCCCAACAUCCUCCCUGAAAUCUGGCCGAAGGCACCUCAUGCGACUCCCGUCAGAAAGCCCAUCGUCUUGAAGAAGAUUGUGGCUCAUACUGUAAAGAUCCCGUCUGUCCACUCACCUCGAAGGAGCCCUAGGAUUGCUUUUUCCUUGGAAAAAGAAAACAACCCUCCUACCAAGGAGCCUGCUAAGGAGGACCUCUUCAAGGAGUGCAGCGUCCCUGCCACUCCUGUGCAAAGCCCAGAUGAGUCAAACGCCACUGAAGGAGACCUGGACACCAGAGACUUGGAAAUGUCCAAGAAAGUCAGGCGGUCCUACAGCCGGCUGGACCCCCUUCACUGUGCCUCCACCUCCACCCCAGGCCGCCCAUCCUGCUUUGGCUUCGAGAGGCUGCUGGGGACAGAAGACCUGGCCGGAGUCUCACCCUUGGUGUGUUCAAAGUUAACCGAGGUCCCCAGGGUCCCUGGGAAUCCUUGGGUCCCGGACACGACUCUCCCCGGAAUUUCCCCACCCGUGAAAGAGAAAAAGAAGAAGAAGAAGGUGCCGGAGAUCCUGAAAUCGGAGCUGGAUGAGUGGGCUGCAGCCAUGAAUGCUGAGUUUGAAGCUGCUGAGCAGUUUGAUCUCCUGGUUGAAUGAGAUGAAACUGGGGUGCACCUAGCCAGACUUCCUUCCCCCUGUACAUAGCCUCUUCUUCCUAUGGAACAGACACUUGGGGUCCCCUUCCCUGGCCUUGCUACCUGUGCAUGUGCUGUUGCUGCACGUGAGGUUUGCCCUUGAGUGUUUGUGUGGUGGCAGCUGUAGGAAAUAGGGUUUGCCUGGCCGGUGUCCUGGCUGUAGUCAGUGACCCACCAUCGUCUCCUCCCUACUUCCUGCAGUGUCCUGGCCAGCUUCCAGUUGGGCUACAGACUUGGGAGGGAGAAUCCCUAGCCCAGCCGGAAGAGCCUACAGGGCUGGGGAUUGUGGGUGAGAGCAUCUCUACUGUUGCUGGGGGAUGUGUGGCUGCCCUGUGCCAGCCCCAACAGAAACGCAUCAGCCCAUGUGGCUCAGUGAUUGAGCAUCGACCUAUGAACCAGGAGGUCACGGUUCGAUUCCUGGUCGAGGCACAUGCCUGGGUUGCGUGUUGAAUCCCCAGUGUGGGGCGUGUAGGAGGCAGCCGAUCAAUGAUUCUCAUCAUUGAUGUUUCUAUCUCUACCUCUCCCUCUCUGAAGUCAAUAAAAGUGUAUUUAAAAAAAAGAAACUGGCAUCUGCAGCCAGAGCUGCCUCAGGCUCUCUCCUGAGUUGCCUUCUGUUGGUGGCUUGGUUCCAUCGGUGUAAAAAGGCUUGGGUUUUCUUAGAUUCUGUAGAUGGUCCAGGAGACAAUUUGUGGAUUUGGGACAGUUCUAUCUGUGAGGAAGAAGCUGGGCACUCAGGCAGUAGAGUCGGGUUUAGAAGGAGAGUGGGAAAGCCUUAGUUGGCUUUGGACCAUAGGCGUUUACUCCUUAGAAGCUGUAUUUUAUAUUUCUGUGUUCUGCUGUUGAGGUAUUUGGUUAAAAACAAGGCUGAUGGAGUGCUGGCUGUGUAGGGCAAAGGGUGCAUUUGGGGCUGUGGCACCAGGUACCACAGGUCCCAGCCUCUACAGAACCUGAGGCUCGGCGGGGAAGGGGCCCAUGGCAGGAGGUGACCCCUCUUGUCAUGCACACCUGUUUCUUACAAACUAAAGUUCACAGUCUAUUCAGCUCUAGAACAAAAACAUAUAAGUUAAGCCGUCCUAGUCCCACUAGCAUUUUGCAGCUACACAUGUAAAGUUCUAGGAAGCUUUUCUCACGGUUCAGAAGGGGCAGGGGUUGAUAGCAGUGUUAACCUUCAGCUUCCUUAGUGCCCUGUCACAGGAGGACACUGCCUGAGGCAGGUGCUAGGAGUUGAGCUAGGGGGCAGAGAAAGAUCAUCUUCGUGCUUUCAGGGAACCCCACUCCCACCAUUUCUCUUCUCAAUGCUGGUAAAAGGUGUGCUUUCAAAGACUGCCCAACCACACUUUGCUCCACCCCCCAUGUUUUGAACCUUUGCACAUUUACAGGUUUGUGGAAGUAGAGGCUAGUGAAUAGCAGAUUCAGGGAAGAUAUGCUUGGUUCAGUUACCUGAACGGCGCUAAUGAAGCUCUUUACAAUGCCUGCGAGUCCCAGACUACCUGUUCAACGCUUUGUGCUUUGUCAGAUCUUACAAGCAAGCCCCUUUGUCAGGGUGGACCAGAUGUCCUUGAGCUGGACCACACCUGAAGAAUUCUUGUCCUCACUGGCUGGUGGGCAGGACUCCUGAGAAUUGUUUUAGUCCUGUAGAAUCAGGAGUAGCCAGAUGAUGUUGAGUUAAUGUCAUUGCUGCAAACUUCUUCCUGAAAAACUAAGAAUGUGGAGUUUAAGGGAAAAAUAUGUUCUUUGUUUUAUUAAUAAACCUGGUUGAAGAGUG